This is a messenger RNA of Penaeus monodon (black tiger shrimp), 1541 nucleotides long. Its product is annotated as protein PXR1-like. Lineage: Eukaryota; Metazoa; Arthropoda; Malacostraca; Decapoda; Penaeidae. The coding region runs from base 363 to 1532 and encodes 389 amino acids. The record is from RefSeq and is a predicted model, not a curated record. The transcript is spliced from 3 exons.
AAUCAAUUUGACUGUGAUAAGUUUUACAUCACGAAACAAGGAAGUGAACUUUCCGUCCUGAACUUUGCCAGGUUUAAAUUUUUAUACAGCCUUUGCACUUCCUUCCACACUCUUAAAAUUCACUGAGCUCAAAAGAAUAUAUACUGUACCAUAAGUGUCAGAAAACAGAAACCUCAUACAAUACUGUGUUACAAAAUAAUAUAGUCUUCAUAUGCAACAUAGUAUCAUAUACUUUCUACAAAGAAAAAAAAAAUAGUAUAAAAAGAGAAAAGAAAGAGAGAGCGAGAGACUUGUGCCUCCCAGCUGAUUGCGCUCGCUGUGACCACUCAGUCUCGCCACGCUCGCUGAGUGGCCCCAGUCCGAUGACGAAACCUAUGCAUCCAAUGGUGUCUAGUUUUCGGCCUCCAACAGGGAUGCGUUGUGACUCCAGACUGCUGUCGUCCUUCGUCACAGGAGCUCUCACAGCCACAACUGUGACCGUAUUUCUCCUCCGCGUGGUACCCGGGACGUACGUGGUGCUGCCGUGCGACCCGACCAUCACCCAUAGGCCCGUGCUGCUCGACGAGUACCUCGACAGCCUCGACAAGCACCAGGAGGUCUUCCCGGAGGAGUCCCUGAUCGACACUCGACCCCUUCACGUCCCUUUCUUCGACGGGCAGCAGCUGAAAGAACGACAGAAUCGACCGCCGAAACAGGAACAUCUCCAACGCACCAGUGAAGGUGACGAGGGAAAGAACACACUAAAAGAGGAGGCGAAGGAGACAAAGCAAGAACGAACCGAAGACGAGAAAACCAAGAAGAAGAAGAAAAAGGAAGUGGGAGAAGGAGAUGUAGCGGACCAGCACCGGCAGAAAGAGAAACGUCUUCAGCAGGAACUUCAGCAGAUGAAACAAAAGCUCCAGCAGGACCUAGAGGAGAGGGAGCAGAAGGAGAGGAAGCAGAUCCGCAAGCACCAGCAGGAGAUUCAGCUCUACCUGCAAGAGGAAGAAAGGGAAAGGAAGCAUAAACAGGCAAGAGAGGCGGAGGACAUGAUGAAGAGGGAGAGGGCAAAACUUCAGAGACAAAUGGAGAAAAAGAGAGAAAGGCGAGAAACAGAGAAUGAGGAGAAGCUCGACGGUGAUAAACCCAGGAAGGAAAGAAAGACAGAAGAACCAGAGGGGAAGAAGAAAAAGGAUAAUGACGUGGAUAACGAUAAAAGCGAGGCGAAUGAGAAAAGCGAAAAGCAGGGGAAAGGGAAUAUCCUUCGCCCUCCUCUUGAUUCCAUCAUUCUCCGUUCUCUCUUAUCUCUCGGCCUCGUGGGGGAGAGACAACGCCAACACACGAAGACGGAGGGAAAAGAGAGAGACAACAAGGAUCACCGGACGAGCCAAAAAGACCCGCGAGAAAGGGAGAGAAAAAGAAAGCGACGCACCAGCAGCCAUUCUUCGAGAAUCACCAGACCCAAGACCAAGAGAUUCUUCAGGGUUUUCCGGAAGCGGGAACUCCUCUCUCGCGCCGGGUCACGUGACUCCCUCGCAACACCCGAAACUUAAUGGGUAUGA